ACAUUUUUUUUUUGGGGGGGGCGCGUGGGAUCGAUAUGUAAAAUACAAUGCGGACAUUUCUAGUGUAUAAAUAUGUAAUAAAACGGGACAUGAACGCUCCGUUGUUCGUCGAGUAUCGUGCAUCCUAACCAAUAGGGGGCGACUAUCAGUGCAUGGACGAAACACUUUUGCGCGCGGGCUUUGGAAAUGGCGGAGAACGCAGAGAGUAGCGGAUCCUUGUCCCCAGUUUCUCUUAAGCUGUAUGAGGCGCAGUUCUUUGGCUUCACCCCACAGACCUGCCUGAUGAGGGUAAAUAGCGCCUUCCAGGACUGCCUCUAUGAGAUGCUGGUCGUUGUGGAAUCUGUAUUUGUACGGAAACUGUCCCAAGGCAAAGAUGCACCGGAGGAGCUGUCUCUUAAAACCCGAGAAUGCACCCAAAAGCUGCUGCAGUUUUUGCAGGAGCGCUUUAGGAAGUUGUCGAGCCGCAUGGAAGCUCUGCUGGUGAACAGCGUGCUCUCGGUCCCUGCCAACGUCCUGCUGCCUGAUGAUGAGGCUCAACGGAAGUACCCACAGAGCCAGGACCGGCUCCUGAAGCUGGAGGCUUCCACCGCAGAGCUGCAGCAGGCCUACCAGGCCGAAGUGUGUGCCAGGCAGGCACUCCUAGCAGAACUAGAGGAGCAGAGAGAGACGCAGGCACAGCUGGAAGAAGUGCUGACGUGGGUUGAGGAGCUGCGUCUGGCCUGGAAACAGGGAGGCAUGGGCAACAUCCGCGACAGUUUCAAGCGUAUGAUGCAGACCGUCACCCAACUGCAAAGUGUUAUGGAUGAAAUAAAAAAGAAGAGCAAGGUAUUAGACGAAGUGUGAAUCCUCUACGUUUUCUUGUGCUUUUUGUUGUUGAUAUAAAUAUCCAAGGCACCUGUUGACUUUAUGUGCAUUAUGCCUUCCUAGCACUUGGGUGCUGUUUAUGUAGAGCUAUGGUCUAUCCACGAGAGGGAGCCACUGCUCAGUCUUUUUCAACUCUUUGAACUGGAAAUCAUACUGGUGACUGCAGUGAGCUGUCCUCAGCAAAGUAUUUCAUUUGUAACCAGCGUAUUCCUUGCUGACAUUUGAAAUGCAGUCAACCAAAAUCAUCCCUUUCCACAAAUUCAUUGGAUAUUCUGAAUCCAUGCUCACUGUGGAGUCUGUUACUUUGAUGCUUAGUGCAACAAGACCUGCAUUAGAUGAGUGGAUUUCCCAUUAGACCAAAUCUGUGGGCUUUCCCUCUUGUUCACAGUAGGAGAGUCCCACAUUCAAAUAAAGCUUAGUUCUUUGGGA
Molecule: messenger RNA, 1293 nt
Organism: Electrophorus electricus (electric eel)
Lineage: Eukaryota; Metazoa; Chordata; Actinopteri; Gymnotiformes; Gymnotidae
Gene: mis12
Product: MIS12 kinetochore complex component
Biological process (GO): mitotic cell cycle; mitotic sister chromatid segregation; kinetochore assembly
Cellular component (GO): nucleus; chromosome, centromeric region; MIS12/MIND type complex
Source: RefSeq, a predicted model, not a curated record